Molecule: messenger RNA, 2064 nt
Organism: Xyrichtys novacula (pearly razorfish)
Lineage: Eukaryota; Metazoa; Chordata; Actinopteri; Labriformes; Labridae
Source: the annotation of a GenBank genome assembly
AUGCUGAGCGCCGCCGCCGCAGAGAGGAACAAGGAGCCGAUCCUGGCGGUUCUCCGAGAGAGCGUGAACAUCGGGAGACCCCUGCAGGCUCUGGAGAUCUCCUCCGGUACCGGACAGCAUGUCACACACUUCGCUCAGGCCCUGCGGAAUAUAAUGUGGCAGCCCUCAGAGUAUGACCGACAGUCACUGGCCAGGUAAACACAGACAGAGUCUAUUCAUUAUUAUGUCUAUUUGAUGUAACCUGUUUUAUAUGCAGGUUGACAUAAGCUCAGGUAGAAGCUGUGCAGAAUUAUGAAUGCGUAACAAACCCCAAAACACGACUGGUGAGCAUUUACACCAGGUAUUACGGUAGUUGUGAAACUCCUACUGAUAAAGAACAAACGCACUUUCCUGGUUUAACGUCUGUUUUUGUGGAGUCUGCCUGCAUUAACAACAAUAAUGUCCUUUGUUUCCAUUCUCAGUAUAGAAGCGUACAGAGCUCACUACCAGCUGUACAAUGUGAGACCAGCCAUCCACCUGGAUGCUUCUCUGCCCCAUCAAUACUGGGGAGGUAUCCAGUCAGAGAGCCUCGAUCUGGUCGUUAACAUUAACAUGAUCCACAUUAGCCCCAUGGCUUGCACAGAGGUAGGACUGUUACAGAUGUGUACAUUAUAUACACACUUCCAGUUUUGAUUAUUUUGUUUUUUCAAGUAUUCCCACAACAACGUUAUCUGACAAUGGAGUGGAUUAUCUAUGGAAAAAUGUGUAAUUUGUGGCAAUUUUAAAUGGAAAUAGGGUAAAUUUGUCUGCAUUUCCAACAUUUAAUACACUUCUGAGGCACAAAAUCAAUUGGAAGUGUUAAAUGUCGUCUCAGCAGCUAUAGUCAUCUGUAUUUGGGCAUGUGACAUUGAGCAGACAAACAAAACAGAGUCUGAAGGCCUUUGAUUUGUUUUACAAUGAUUAUAAUUGGUUUAUAUGAAGUAAAAUCUCACCUCUGACUGAUGCCUUUGAACAGUCUUUGUGUUUUCUGUAGGGCCCUCCUUGCUGAUUAAUCAAAGUCUGUAUACCUUUUAAACCCAGUGCCCCUGACAGGCAAUAGCAAUGAAUUAUUUUCAUGCAGAUGAAUUUUUUACACUAACAUAAGUAAAAGCCUAAACUGUGAUGUCAUCAACCCAGUCAUAGAUAACCUUCAUCAACUCAUGAAAGCAGACAUUAGCCAGCAUAUGCUACCCUUUAUACCAGACCGAACAAAGCUACAGUGUUUAAAACUUGUAGUUUAUUGAAUUGGAGACGAGGGUUUGAUUGCUUAUAUAUGCAACUCUUCAUUUGAAAGAGAAGGACUGUGUUAUUUCUGGAGGGCUGGAGUAGGUGUCAUUCCUCCCACUCACCCUCCUACCAUGUGUGAUGUAAUUCUAGUGCCUUGAUGCAUCUCUAUUCUUUUCCAGGGUUUAUUCAAAGGGGCUGGGGCAAUACUGAAGCCACAGGGUCUUCUAUUGACGUACGGAGUGAGUGAAACAGCAUUUGAUGUUGUUAAGAGCAUGUACCUACUGUAUUUAUGGAUUUUCUCACAGUUACUCACAUUUAAAUAUCAUAGAGCAGUAUUUUGUGCUACCUAAUACACCUUGUCUGUUCACACAGCCGUAUGCAGUAAAUGGUCAUAUCAGUCCUCAGAGUAAUGUGGACUUUGACUACAGCUUACGGCAGAGGUAAAGUGUUUUAUUAUUUCAGAUGCUUUGUGUGAGUUAACUGUGAUAUAAAAAGAUCUUAUGUUCAAAGAGAUGCAAAGGUGAUGGUGUAUGGAUUAAAAUUAUCCUGUUUUACCUUUACAGGAAUCCAGAGUGGGGACUCAGAGAUAUCUCCCUCCUCAGUCAUAUAGCACAAAGUAGUGGUUUAUUCUUGGAGAAAAUAGUAAGUCAGCUGCCUAUUCAACAUAUAUCUAUGUCUGAUAUGUUAAAAGAUGAAAACAUCAUCAUCAUUCUUGUAUGAUUUUUUUUUUUUUUAGUUAAUUUUUUGUUUUUUUUCUUCUAGAUUGACAUGCCUGCGAACAACAAGUGUCUUCUCUUCAGGAAGGAGAGUUUGGUGUGA